GAGACAGAAGAGGAAGAGAAGCAAGGGGGGAUGGGCUUAUUACUUUCAUUUAAAGUAAAGAAAAUACAGAAGUGAGAAGUUUAGCAGACACCCUCACCCAAAACACACAGAGAGAGAGAAACAGGAGGAGAAACAGAAAGACAAGACUAGAAAGUAGGUAAAGGACUACAUGCAACCAUGGGUCCUUGGACGAGGACCAUCUCGGAGCGGUAUGGUGUAGUAAAGUGGAAUUUUGUUGGCCAAGGAGAGAAGCAGCUCUCCCUCGAGGUAGGAGAUAUGGUCCACAUCCAGGAGGUCUGUGAUGGAUGGUAUCGAGGCUACUUGGCUAGGAACAAAGCCCAACAGGGAGUGUUCCCUGCCAGUUUUGUCCACCUUAAGGAAGUCAUCAUUGAAAAACGAGGAGAUGAGGAGUUAGUGAUCUCUGGAGAGAUGCCCUUGGUGAAGGAGGUGACCACCACACUGAGGGAAUGGGGAAGCAUAUGGAAGCAGCUUUUUGUGGCCAAUAAACAGGCGCGUGUGAAGCAGGUCCAGAGACUGAUGUGUGAGCUAAUGGAGUGGCGUUCCCAGCUCCUGUCUGGCACUCUGCCUAGUGACGAAUUCAAGGAACUUAAGCAGAAAGUCACCUCCAAGAUUGACUACGGCAACAAGAUCCUGGAGUUGGACCAGGUGGUUCGGGACGAGGAUGGGAACAUCUUGGAACCGGAGCGGGCUAGUGUCAUUAGUCUGUUUCGGGCCCACGAGGAGGCCACGGCCAAGAUCAACGAACGCAUCAAAGAGGAGCAGUCCAACAUCCAGACAGACCACAGCGGGAUCUCAGCACGGAUACAGUCUUCCCCCACCCACAGCCUCUACGUCUUUGUCAGGAACUUUGUCUGUCGCAUUGGAGAGGACUCAGAGCUCUUCAUGUCCCUCUAUGACCCCAUCAAACAGAGCAUCAUCAGUGAGAACUACUUGGUACGCUGGGGCAGCAAAGGAUUUCCCAAGGAGAUUGACAUGCUCAACAACCUGAAGGUUGUCUUUACAGACCUGGGGAACAAGGACCUGAGCAGAGAAAAGAUUUAUUUGAUCUGUCAGAUAGUCAGAGUUGGCAGGAUGGACCUGAAAGAGACGCAGACCAAGAAGUGGACUAUGGGCCUGAGACGGCCGUUUGGGGUGGCAGUGAUGGACAUUAGUGAUCUCAUCAAAGGGAAGAUCGAAUGCGAUGAGGAGAAGCAGUAUUUCAUCCCCUUCUUCCCGGUUGUGGCUGAGAACGACUUCCUCCACUCCUUGCUGAACAAAGUGACAGCAUCACGAGGGGACAGUGGUGGCCAAGGUCUGUGGGUGACCAUGAAGGCUCUGGUAGGGGACAUAGUUCAGAUCCGGAAGGAAUACCCUCACCUGGUGGACCGCAGCACUGUGGUGGCCCGCAAGCUGGGCUUCCCAGAGAUCAUUAUGCCGGGAGAUGUUCGCAAUGACAUCUACCUGACCUUAGUGGGCGGCGACUUCGACAAAUAUAAUAAGACAACGCAGAAAAACGUGGAGGUCAUUAUGUGGGUCUGUGAUGAGGAGGGCAAGGUCAUACAGAACUCCAUCUGUCUGGGAGCAGGGGAUAAAGCGGUCAGUGAGUACAGAUCCGUCAUCUACUACCAAGUCAAACAGCCCCGCUGGGUGGAGACAAUUAAGGUGGCAGUCCCUCUGGAAGAAAUGCACAGAAUUCAUUUACGCUUCAUGUUCAGACACCGCUCUUCCCAGGAGUCCAAGGACAAGAGCGAGAAGAACUUUGCCAUGGCCUUUGUGCGUCUGAUGAAGGAGGAUGGGACAGUUCUACAAGAUGGGCAGCAUGACCUUGUGGUCUUCAAGGGUGACAGUAAGCGCAUGGAGGACGUGAACUGCUACUUGUCAUUGCCCUCGACACGCCACCACCAUGGUGACCCCCACAAGACGUCGGGGCUGAGCCGCAGCUCCAGCAACGUGUCUGGGAGUGGAGGAGGUCUGUCAGUCAGCUCUAGAGACAGCUUCAUCAUCUCUACCCUGGUCUGCUCCACCAAACUCACCCAGAAUGCUGUACGAAGGGAAGGAGCAGGCAGACUUUGAGGAGUCACUGAGGAGGCUAUUUGAGUCCAUCAACAGCCUGAUGAGAACAGACUACACCACCACUCUGCUGCUCAGGGUCGCUGCUCUGAAGUACCUGCCAACAGUCCUGCAUGAUGUUGAGAAAGUGUUUGAUGCCAAACUCCUCAGUCAGUUGCUGCAUGACUUUUAUUCCUGCAUCCCCCCUGAGACACUCCAGAAGCAGAAGGUGGCCUCCAUGACUGAAAUUGUCAGCAGCCAAAUCUUCCAGAAAAAAGAGUGCCGUGAUGUGUUGUUACCCAUGAUGCUGCGGGAGCUGAGCGUGGCACUGGUCAGUAUGGCUGAUGGCCCUCAUGAUGAGAGGAGAAAUAGUCUGGAGCUGCUCAACAACAUUCUGGAGGUCCUCAGCAGGGACAAUGUGGGGGAAACAUUUCAACAUAUCCAGGACAUUGUGGUGUCUCUCCUGAGGAUCAUCAUCCGGACAGUCAUCACAAUGGGUCGAGAGCAUGCCCUAAUUUCCAGGGUGGUAGCCUGCAUGACAGCUAUCCUCAGUCAGAUGGAUGAUCGUCACUAUGCUACAUACAUAGAAACCUUCAGUGGAACCUCAGAUCUAGUGGACUUCCUGAUGGAGUCCUUCCUGCUUUUCAAGGACCUGAUUGGGAAACAUGUGUAUCCCUCUGACUGGAUGGCCAUGAUCAUGGUACAGAACAGAGUGUUCCUGAGAGCCAUCAAUACCUAUGCAGACACUAUGAACCAAAAGUUCCUCAAUAACGAUGACUUUGAAGUACAGUUGUGGAAUAACUAUUUCCACUUGGCGGUGGCGUUUAUUACCCAGGAGUCUCUGCAGCUUCAGCAUUUCUCGCCAACCAAGAGGAACAAGAUUCUGGCCAAAUAUGGAGACAUGAGACGGCUCAUUGGCUUUGCUAUACGUGAUAUCUGGUACAAACUAGGCAGUCACAAGAUCUGCUUCAUCCCCGGCAUGGUGGGUCCCAUUCUGGAGAUGACUUUGAUCCCGGAGGAGGAGUUGAGAAGGGCCACCAUUCCCAUUUUCUUUGACAUGAUCACUUGUGAAAAUGCACACUCUGGAAAUUUCCACAAGUUUGAGAAUGAGAUCAUUCUGAAGUUGGACCACGAGGUGGAGGGUGGAGGAGGAGACGAGCGAUACAUGCAGCUACUGGAGACCAUCCUGCUGGACUGCGCUGCCGAGAAACCCACACUGAAAACACAUGUGCAGCACUUUGUUGCCUUGGUGAAGGGACUCCUCAUCCGUCUCCUUGACUACCGCACCGUGAUGAGCGAUGACAGCCGCAACAACCGCAUGAGCUGCACUGUCAAUCUGCUGAACUUUUACAAGGACAUCAAUCGUGAAGGGAUGUAUAUCAGGUACCUUUACAAGUUGAGGGACCUUCACCUGGAGGGUGAAAACUACACCGAGGCAGCAUACACGCUGCUGCUCCACUCUCGCCUGCUCAAGUGGUCAGAUGAGAUGUGUAGCCCCCAGUUUGAGUCCCAUGGCUCCCAAACCCAACGGCAGCUCAAGGAAACGCUCUACGACACCAUCAUUGACUACUUCGACAAGGGCAAGAUGUGGGAAGAGGCCAUCACUCUGUGUAAGGAACUAGCUGAUCAGUACGAAAACGAGAUCUUUGAAUACGAAUUACUCAGCAAGAGACUGGAAAAACAAGCCAAGUUCUAUGAGAACAUUAUGAAGAUCCUGAGGCCAAAGCCGGACUACUUUGCAGUGGGCUACUAUGGACAGGGCUACCCUCCAUUCCUCAGGAACAAGGUGUUUAUCCACCGUGGCAAGGAGUAUGAACGCAGAGAGGACUUUCAGAACCAGCUCAUGAGCCAGUUCCCCAGCGCUGUGCGCCUCAACACCACCACCAUUCCAGGAGACGAUAUCAGGAACUCUCCACUUCAGUAUAUUCAGUGUUUCACAGUGCAGCCAGUCCUCGAGAUUCCUCUUCGCCUGAAGAACAAACCUGUUCCGGACCAGAUUAUCAACUUCUACAAGUCCAACUACGUGCAGCGUUUUCACUAUUCCAGACCUGUGAGGAAAGGACCUGUGGACCCCAACAAUGAGUUUGCUUCUAUGUGGAUUGAACGCACAACCUUCACCACUGUGUAUAAGCUACCAGGGAUCCUGCGCUGGUUUGAGGCUACUGACAUGAAACAUACCACCUUGUCUCCAUUGGAGAACGCCAUAGAGACCAUGGAGUCCACCAAUGAGAAGAUUCUGACCAUGAUUAACCAAUACCAGGCAGACUGGACCCUUCCCAUCAACCCCCUCUCAAUGCUGCUCAACGGCAUUGUGGACCCAGCUGUCAUGGGUGGCUUUGCCAAGUAUGAAAAGGCAUUCUUUACCGAGGAGUACAAUCAGCAGCACCCAGAAGACAAAGAUAAACUGCUGCGCCUCAAAGACCUCAUCGCAUGGCAGAUCCCAUUACUAGGUGGAGGGAUCUCUCUCCAUGGGAAGAGAGUGACAGAUGACCUGCGUCCUUUCCACGAGCGCAUGGAGGAGUGUUUCAAACAGCUGAGGAAGAAAGUAGAGAAGGAGUACGGAGUGAGAGAGCUGCCGGACAUGGAUGAAAGGAAGUCUACUCGUCCUCGCUCUAUGCUGCGCUCAAUUCGUCAAUCCAUCAUCUCGAUCUCCUCACUGCAGGGAUCUGAAUGUGGGACUCCAACCAAGCUUUAUGCAGACAGGGAUGUCCCCCCUGAGUCUCCGACCGCCUGGACCCUUCAGCGCUCAAGCGGCAGCGUGAGUGUGAAUACAGUGGAGGAAGGUGGAGUGGUGACAGUGGGUGAUGCAGAGGUCAAACUGAGGAAGAGUAAGAAGAAGAAGAAGAGGAGCAGCAUGAUCUUCAUCACAGAGGAAAGAGAAAGGACGAAUACACUGGACUGCAAACGGCUGUCCAAGAAACAAGAGUUCCGCAGUGACACCAACUUGGCUGAGCCAAAUGAAGGAAAUGUGUCAUUGACCAAUGCCAACUCUAGAUCUCUGCCUGCCAUCACAGGUCUGUCCUUGGCAGUGGUGGGGGGCACAGAGGAGGUAGACUCCCCCAGAAUCAGGAGGGACAGCAAGAGCAUGUCUGUCUGUGGGACCUCUGACCGGACAGCAGACAGACGCUCAAGGGGCGUCAUUAACCUCAUCUUCAAGUCCAAGAGCUCCAAAUCAGAGGAUGCGAAGUCCAGUGAUCCAGCCAAAGACAGUGCCAAUCAUUUCUGAAAUCCUUCAUAUUCAUUUCCUGUUUCGUUACUUAUUUUUGUGCAUUUAUUUUACAAAGAAGUUCACAUCAGCCAGCAAGAAAAAACAAAUUAUGCGUUCAUUCUCUCAUUCAGUCUGCCUGUCAGUCUUAGUAUUGCUGUUGCCUUAAUAUAAUUGAUUUUACCUAUCAAUAAAGGCUAUUUUUGUGCCAUGACCUUUUUCCUAGUAAUUCAAAUGAUUCCCAGUGAAGCUAAAUGCCAUCUUGCAGCUUUUCAAUCAAUUCUGCUUCUACAAGAACGAGCAAACACAAAUCAUCCCGCUGACGUGCUUGAUUAAAAAGCUUCUUAUUAUACAGUUUUCAGCAUUGUUUUGACUGAAGUUAAUGGAAAAAUAAUAAUUUGAUAAAGCACAAAGGUUACCGUGUCCUCCCAAAGGACUUCAAACAGGAACACGAUGCCAAAAAGCUUUGGCACUGAUACAACAAACAAGAAAGUCUAAUAAAUUCAAAUAUAAUCGGGGGCAACAAACUGUGGAGCGUAGUGUACAAAUACUACAGCAUUUGUUGAAUGCACACAGUGUUUAGACAAAACUGUUAAGUAUGUUCUUCCAAUCUGACUCCUGCUAUAUAUUGUAUAUAUUGUGCAUGAUGGUUGUUCCACCAUUAGCUUUACUUUUUCUUAAAUAGAUUGACAUUUUGGAAAAAAAACUGAUGCCACUUUCACAUCUGUAUGCUAAAUAUGAAGCUACAGCCAGGAUUAUCUUAACUCAGCAUUAGGAUUGGAAGCAAGAGGAAACAGCCCUGCUCUCUCCGAAGGUAACAAAAUCCACCUACCACAACCAGAAGCUCACUAAUUAGCACGUUGUAUCUUGUUUGUUUCAUCUGUAAAGAAAUCGAUAUGUAAAAAGGACAAGUUGUGGUUUUAUGAAAGGGUUCUGCUAUGUGGAGAAAGUCAAUACUCUGUGAUAAAUAGUUCCAGCACGUAACCUCACUGUGAAACCUUCUUUUUAAAUGUUGGUUUUGGUACAAAUUAAACAGGAUAUAACGAGUUAAUGACCAACCUUUAAAGGUGUUAGAGCCAAGAUAGCUGCUUCUCCCUGCUUCCAUUCUUUAUGCUAAACUAAGCUAAUAAAUCGCCUUCUGGCUCUAGCUUCAUACAGUAUGUAACCCACAGACAUGAGAAUAGUAUUGAUCUUUUUAUCCAUAUCUUGGGUUAACAUAAACAUAAAAAACAUCAACCCAUGUAUUGGUAAAAGUUUCUAAAAAACAACUUGAGAAAUGAGACUCAUGAGUAAAGAAAGAAAAAGGUAAAGAAAUGAACAUACAUCUGUAUUUACAGUCAAUUUGUGAUCAUAAUUUUGUAGUUAGAUAAUUAGUAAUUAGUAACUGGCAGAAUAGUAGUAAUUAGUAAUUAGUAAGUCAAGGACAAAAUUCACAAUAUGUCCAUAUAGAUUUUAGGCUAAGUAAGUAUGAUGUAUGAAGUAUGAAGAUAUAUGAUAUGAUACCAUAGACAUUUUUGCCGUCACCACAAAAUACUUGCUGUGAGGUACUUCCCAAAGUUAUAGAAGACUGUGAUUUACAGUCGAUGUUGAUAUUGUUGGAUACAAGGCUGUUGGUUCCCCAAAGAAUCUGUUCUUUGAUCGCUGAGUUACAGGGAGUGUGAAUAAUGAAAGAACAAGCCAGGAUGGACAGGUCUACAAGGACAGUGUCUAUCCCUGGAUCUGAGGGACUCUUACAGCCAGAGGAAAAAACAAACUCAGAGGGCGGUGAGCUGAUUUCCUCUUCUCUCCUGUAGCAGAAGAAAGAAUUUGAAGAGGAGAAACAUUGCAGGCUUCAAGCCAGUGUGGAGCUUUAUUUUAUGACUUCUGUUGUCUCUCACUCAGUGUGUUAGUGAUUCCCCUAGAUACAAUCUUGCAAGUCCAUCCUGGCUUAUUCCGAAUCUAUCAAACUAAACCCUUCAGAGUCCCGACAGAUAUUGAGGAAGUGAGGUGGGCAGGAAAUUAGUUUAAGUCUUACUUUCUUCAUUGACUUUAGUGACAUUUUAAUAAAGAUAUUAAGAUAAAUUGUUAAAAGUGCAGAAAGGCUGAUGCAUAUGAUGAAUCUGAAUUAGUAGCCAGUGCAGUCAGAGGGAGUUAAUGUAUCACCUGCAUUGGUAAAAGGUCAUUAUGUUAGAAAAUAUAAUUUAGAAUGAGGCUUUUUUAAUGAGUCGUAGAUGUGGAUGAAUAUCUCACAUUUGCCCAGUGGUGGUUUUAUGUCCUCAUGGUUCUCUCUCUGUGCUCUGUACUGAAGGAGUCAGAGGGUGAUUGAGAACAAUGGAGACAUUUCUCCUCUCCGUUAUUAAUACUGCCAUUAUCUGGUGACACAUUGACCACCAGGUUUCUCCACAGCCAAUUUAAAGUUGCAGACUAGCCUUCUAAAACUCAUGCAAAGUUCUGUGCUGCAAUGCUUCAGUCUGGAGUGUGGAUUCUCUGAUUAAACCAUAGCUCUGUGACCACAGGCUGAUUUCAGCCCAUAGAUAUCUAUCUAACUCUUGCAAAAAAAUAAAAUAAGAGGAUGGAUUGAGUUGAAGUGAGAUGAUAUGCUGUUUAUUCUCACAGGGAAAGAAGUAGCUGCAUCACUUGACUGACCAACAGAUUCAUUCCCAUCUAAAACACCAAGACUGCCUUGGAAAGUGUGUAAAAUUUACCAAAAUACUGAUCGAUAAA
Molecule: messenger RNA, 7957 nt
Organism: Morone saxatilis (striped sea-bass)
Lineage: Eukaryota; Metazoa; Chordata; Actinopteri; Moronidae
Product: dedicator of cytokinesis protein 2-like
Biological process (GO): small GTPase-mediated signal transduction; actin cytoskeleton organization; cell migration
Cellular component (GO): cytoplasm; plasma membrane
Molecular function (GO): small GTPase binding; GTPase activator activity; guanyl-nucleotide exchange factor activity
Source: RefSeq, a predicted model, not a curated record